AACACCUUCCUUUAUCUCGUUGUGGCUUGAGUUCGAAUCCACGCAAGGAACCAAAUCAUCUCCAGCAAAGAUAUCUCUUUCUUUCUUUUUCUGAUCCUUAAUCGUCGCUUGAGGUUUUGGUUUUCUCUUUAUGGGAAUUUCUAGGGGUUUCUAAAUUUUCCCUGUUUCUUUGGAAUCUACAAGUUGUUUCGUUCCCAAUAUAAUGUCAGAUUGAGAAAUUCGAAUCAAACCCAUUUCCCAAUUUGUUGUUUUUCAUUCAAAGAUCGAAACUUUGUGUUUAUUGACUGCAUUUUCAAAGAUGUGUAUUUCAAAAGAAGACGAAGAAGAUCCAUCAAGAAAUCGAAGGAAUCAAUCACCAUUAUCGCUUCCUCAAACUCUGAAACAUUUCCAAAAAGAUUUGCUUGCUGGUGCUGUAAUGGGAGGUGUUGUUCACACGAUCGUGGCACCAAUCGAAAGAGCCAAGCUUUUAUUGCAGACACAAGAGAGCAAUAUCGCAAUCGUUGGAGACGAAGGUCACGCAGGGAAGAGAAGGUUUAAAGGAAUGUUUGAUUUUAUCUUCCGUACUGUUAGAGAAGAAGGUGUUUUAUCUUUAUGGAGAGGCAAUGGAAGCAGUGUGCUCCGUUAUUAUCCUUCUGUUGCUCUUAAUUUCUCUCUUAAGGAUCUAUAUAGAAGCAUUCUUAGAAACAGUAGCUCUCAAGAGAAUCAUAUCUUCUCUGGUGCAUUAGCUAAUUUCAUGGCUGGUUCUGCUGCUGGUUGUACUGCUUUGAUUGUUGUUUAUCCGCUUGAUAUCGCGCAUACUCGUUUAGCUGCUGACAUUGGGAAGCCUGAAGCUCGUCAGUUCAGAGGAAUCCAUCAUUUCUUGUCAACGAUUCAUAAGAAAGAUGGGGUUAGAGGAAUCUAUAGAGGCUUACCUGCGUCUCUACAUGGUGUGAUUAUUCACCGUGGCUUAUACUUUGGAGGGUUUGAUACAGUUAAGGAGAUUUUCUCAGAGGAUACUAAACCUGAGUUGGCAUUGUGGAAGAGAUGGGGUUUGGCUCAAGCUGUGACUACAUCUGCUGGUUUGGCUUCUUACCCGUUGGAUACAGUUCGUAGACGGAUAAUGAUGCAAUCCGGGAUGGAGCAUCCGAUGUACCGUAGCACAUUGGAUUGUUGGAAGAAGAUAUAUAGGAGUGAAGGGUUGGCUUCGUUUUACCGUGGAGCACUCUCUAAUAUGUUUAGGAGCACCGGUUCGGCUGCUAUCUUGGUUUUUUAUGAUGAAGUGAAGAGGUUCUUGAAUUGGGGAGGGAUCUAAGAUUAACAAGCUGAGAGGUAAGCCUUGUCUAUCCAAAUUAGAGACAGAAGAAGAAUGAUUUUUCAUUUUGUUACUACACCUUAACAUGGACAUAUGUAGAGAGAAAGCUUUAGGUGAUAAUAUUCGUUUUACCGUAUUCAGUUUUGAGGAUUUGGCUGAAACACUAUGCAUCUUGAUUCUUUUCUUUUUGUUAUAGACUUUGUGUGUAUGAGGAAAGAAAAAAGAAGGAAUCUAUUUUGUAAAUAAAAGACAUGGAUUGGUCU
Molecule: messenger RNA, 1554 nt
Organism: Arabidopsis thaliana (thale cress)
Lineage: Eukaryota; Viridiplantae; Streptophyta; Magnoliopsida; Brassicales; Brassicaceae
Gene: PM-ANT
Product: Mitochondrial substrate carrier family protein
Exons: 1
Coding region: 299-1291 (330 amino acids)
Biological process (GO): mitochondrial ADP transmembrane transport; mitochondrial ATP transmembrane transport; transmembrane transport
Cellular component (GO): membrane; mitochondrial inner membrane
Molecular function (GO): ATP:ADP antiporter activity; ATP transmembrane transporter activity
Source: RefSeq, marked reviewed